GUAUCUAGUGAUUACUUGCUCUGUGGUUAAAAUUUAAAUUGAGGUUAUGUUUAUAAAUAUUAUUUAUAAUAAUUUCUAACUUAGUAAUAUAAAUCCAUUACAUAAAAAGUUAAUGUUCUGUUAAAAUGUGGCGUCGAUAUUUAAUGUGGUUCGCACAUGAACAUGUCGAUUUUCGUCAUGCUGAAAUGCAAAGUAUACUUACACUCUUCAAUAUACCUAUUAAGUUUGUGGAGAAACCUUGUGUUCUGAAACCAUAUUGGAUUGUCGAGUUACCUUCUGAGGAAAUCGUGAAAAAGAUCGCCUCUAGAUCUGUUUUAAUUAAAAACUGUAUUGAAUUGUGGGGUAGAGCUAAAACAGAGUCCCAGCUGCACGAGAACUUGAGAAGUGCGUUGAAAAAUGAUACAGGAGAAUGGAUAAUGCAAAAAUCAUGUAAUGCAGACGCGAGUGAUAGACAUAUUUGUCCAAGCACGUUAAUACAAGCAUGUUGUUCUGCCGAUAAGUCCUUUAAAGUGGAAGUCGAGACAUUCUGCAAACAUUUCUCCAUGCAAGAGAAAAUUGCUAAAAUUGAGUCUUUCAGUUAUUUACCAUUAGAGGGUGCAGUGAAAUUGAAAAAUCCAGAUGUUACAUUGGCAUACUUGGAGUUUUAUGGUGUAGAUCCUAACAAUGUUCCUGAGAAGCCUUAUGAUUUGUUUUUUGGAAAAUGGGUGGCUGAUGGACAAAGAGAUCUUAUUCAGGUUCACUCGCUGAAAAAACGCCAGUUUAUUGGGAACACAAGCAUGGAUGCACAGCUAUCUAUUAUCAUGGCCAAUCAGGCGCAAGUGAAAGCAGGGGACAUGGUGCUGGACCCCUUUGUUGGUUCUGGCUCGUUAUUAGUUGCUGCUGCACAUUUUGGAGCGUAUGUAUUGGGGUCCGAUAUAGAUUUUAUGAUGCUGCAUGCCAGAACAAGGCCGACUCGCGUCGGGCAAAAGGUACGCAACAAAGAUGAAAGUAUACGCGCGAACAUGAGACAAUACGGCACAGAGUCGCGGUACGUGGACGUGGUCGUGAGCGACUUCUCGCUGCCCACCUGGCACGAGAGGCUCAUGCUCGACGCCAUCAUUACGGAUCCGCCAUAUGGAGUUCGGGAACCGACAGAGAAAAUCGGGAUAGAAAGAGAAAACUACACCUUGUCUGAGGAGCACCUAGUUAACCAUAUACCAUCUAAAGUGGAGUACGGACUAUCGCAUAUCUAUAGGGACCUAUUAAACUUUGCGGCGAAGCAUUUGGUGUUGGGCAGGCGUCUAGUGUGCUGGUACCCAUUAGUUAGAGAGGAGUAUCGUGAGGACCAGCUCCCGUGGCAUCCGUGUCUCAAACUCGUCGCCAACUCUGAACAAGUCCUGUCCAAAUUGACGUCCAGGAGACUUCUAACAUAUGAAAAGAUUCAUGACGAAGUGCCAGAUGUACCAAUUGAUCACAAUGGUGGAGUCCACAAUUUUAGGGAGAAAUAUUUUUGCAUGGGCGAGCAGACGAGGCGAGAAAGAAAGGAAAAGCGCGCUGAGGAGAUGGCCACAAAUGCUGCAAACAGGGCUCUCACAGUCAACAUUACAUGACGUUACAUUGUGUAAAAUAUAGUCAUAUUAGACAUACAA
This is a messenger RNA of Galleria mellonella (greater wax moth), 1628 nucleotides long. RefSeq names its product tRNA (guanine(10)-N2)-methyltransferase homolog. Gene Ontology annotation, cellular component: cytoplasm. The coding region runs from base 126 to 1589 and encodes 487 amino acids. The record is from RefSeq and is a predicted model, not a curated record. Gene Ontology annotation, biological process: methylation. NCBI's taxonomy places the organism in Eukaryota, Metazoa, Arthropoda, Insecta, Lepidoptera, Pyralidae. The transcript is spliced from 9 exons. Gene Ontology annotation, molecular function: nucleic acid binding.